This is a messenger RNA of Rhodamnia argentea, 2799 nucleotides long. RefSeq names its product cycloartenol Synthase. Gene Ontology annotation, molecular function: intramolecular transferase activity. The record is from RefSeq and is a predicted model, not a curated record. Lineage: Eukaryota; Viridiplantae; Streptophyta; Magnoliopsida; Myrtales; Myrtaceae. Gene Ontology annotation, biological process: triterpenoid biosynthetic process. Bases 353 to 2626 code for a protein of 757 amino acids. The transcript is spliced from 20 exons. Gene Ontology annotation, cellular component: lipid droplet.
AAGACAGCUUCGAGGCCGGUACUUCUUCUCCUUCUUCCAACGAGAAACGUGAAUCGUGGAUAAUUCCAGCAGCUGAGUCGAGAUCCAGCGGCGAUCAUCCACUUGUCGUCCCCCUGUUCGGCGUCAUUUUGCCCGUGACGAAGCAGUUCGCUUAGGUUUCCGUCCCAUUGUUGUCGUCUUGUCCGCAAGUUUGCAUCUUGUGGGGGACGGUGAUCUAAACGGAGCGUGCUCGCUAACGUGAAGCGGUGCCACCCCACUGCAACAAGAAGCGCCCCUUCCCGGUUUUCGCUGGACUUUUACAGCAAGUACUCUCUCUGGGCUUUUGGGGUCUUUUCUUGAUCCUAGAAUCAGAAUGUGGAAAUUGAAAGUUGCAGAAGGCGCGAAUCCUUGGCUAAGAAGUUUGAACAAUCAUGUUGGUAGACAAAUUUGGGAGUUUGAUCCCAAUUGUGGAUCCCCAGAAGAGAUUCAGGAGAUUGAAGAUGCUCGUGCAAACUUUGCAAAGCAUCGGUUUGAGAAGAAGCACAGCUCAGAUCUAAUCAUGCGAAUUCAGUUUUCCAAGGAAAACACAGGCAAUGUAGUUUUACCACCAGUAAAGGUAAAAGACUCGGAUGAGAUCACAGAGGAGACUGUUACGCACAUAUUGAAAAGGGCCAUAAGCUUCCAUUCAACUCUUCAAGCCCAUGAUGGACACUGGCCAGGGGAUUACGGAGGACCUAUGUUUCUUAUGCCUGGCUUGGUAAUUACUCUUUCUAUUACUGGAGCACUAAAUGCCGUCUUGUCCGAGCAACAUAAACGAGAGAUGUGCCGGUAUCUGUACAAUCAUCAAAACAAAGAUGGUGGUUGGGGUUUGCACAUUGAAGGUCCAAGCACCAUGUUUGGUUCUGUCUUGAACUAUGUUACAUUAAGGUUGCUUGGAGAAGCUGCAAACGACGGACAAGGGGCUAUGGAAAAGGCACAAAAAUGGAUUCUGGACCAUGGCAGUGCUACCGCAAUAACAUCAUGGGGAAAAAUGUGGCUUUCAGUACUUGGAGCAUUUGAGUGGUCAGGCAAUAACCCAAUGCCCCCUGAGAUAUGGCUUCUUCCCUAUACGCUUCCGUUUCAUCCAGGAAGAAUGUGGUGCCACUGCCGGAUGGUUUAUUUGCCGAUGUCAUACUUGUAUGGGAAGAGGUUUGUAGGUCCCAUAACCCCGACUGUUUUGUCCUUGAGAAAGGAGCUUUAUACAGUUCCUUACCAUGAGAUAGAUUGGAACCAGGCACGAAAUUUAUGUGCAAAGGAGGACCUUUACUAUCCUCAUCCACUGGUGCAAGAUAUAUUGUGGGCCACUCUGCAUAAGGCUGUCGAACCCAUCUUAUUGAAUUGGCCAGGGAAAAAGUUGAGAGAAAAGGCUCUUCGCAUAGCAAUUGAGCAUAUCCAUUAUGAAGACGAGAAUACACGUUAUAUCUGCAUUGGUCCAGUUAACAAGGUGCUAAAUAUGCUCUGCUGUUGGGCAGAAGAUCCAAAUUCAGAGGCCUUUAAAUUGCAUAUUCCAAGAAUAUAUGACUAUCUGUGGCUUGCAGAAGAUGGCAUGAAAAUGCAGGGUUAUAAUGGAAGUCAAUUAUGGGAUACUGUAUUUGCAACUCAAGCAAUUAUCUCAACCAAUCUUAUAGAAGAGUUCGGUUCAACCUUGCAAAAGGCACAUAUGUAUAUAAAAAACUCACAGGUUUUAGAAGAUUGCCCAGGAAACCUAGAUUUCUGGUACCGCCACAUCUCAAAGGGUGCUUGGCCUUUUUCGACGGCAGAUCACGGAUGGCCCAUCUCAGACUGCACAGCAGAAGGAUUAAAAGCUGCCCUGUUAUUAUCAAAAAUUCCGUCGGAGAUAGUUGGGGAACCAUUAGAUGCAAAGAGGUUAUAUGAUGCUGUAAAUGUCAUUCUCUCGUUACAGAAUGAAGACGGGGGCUUGGCUACAUAUGAACUGACACGGUCAUAUGCCUGGUUGGAGUUGAUUAACCCAGCUGAAACUUUUGGAGACAUUGUUAUUGAUUACCCAUAUGUGGAAUGCACCUCAGCUGCUAUUCAGGCUUUGACAUCAUUUAAGAAAUUAUAUCCUGGGCAUCGACGUGAAGAGAUACAGAAUUGCAUCGAGAGAGCUGCUAGGUUUAUCGAAAAGAUACAAGCACCAGAUGGCUCAUGGUAUGGGUCUUGGGGUGUUUGCUUCACCUAUGGUACAUGGUUUGGAGUGCUAGGGCUGGUCGCUGCGGGAAGGAGCUAUACUAAUAGUGCUAGCCUUCGUAAGGCCUGUGAAUUUUUGUUAUCUAAGCAGCUUGCUUCUGGUGGAUGGGGAGAAAGUUACCUUUCAUGCCAAAACAAGGUUUAUACAAAUCUAGAGGGCGACCGUUCUCAUGUUGUGAAUACUAGCUGGGCGAUGUUGGCACUCAUUGAUGCUGGGCAGGCUGAGAGAAACCCGGUUCGAUUGCACCGAGCUGCUAGAUGUUUGAUAAAUUCCCAAAUGGAGAACGGAGAUUUUCCCCAAGAGGAAAUUAUGGGGGUAUUCAACAAGAACUGUAUGAUAACAUACGCGGCCUACAGAAACAUUUUCCCCAUUUGGGCUUUGGGCGAAUAUCGCCACCGGGUUCUGCGAGCCUCGUGAACCGAUGUUGGGUCAGUCUAUUUGCCAGUUUGCCCAUUGCAAUUUUCUUCGGUUUGUUUGAUUCUGGUUUUCUUUUGCUUUUGAUACCAUCUGGCCUUAACUGUGUUCCCCACCUUCAUUGUGGUUUUAUCAUGAACCCCAUGCUUAGUAGAUAGAGGAGUUCAUUUUUCUGA